Molecule: messenger RNA, 2042 nt
Organism: Zophobas morio
Lineage: Eukaryota; Metazoa; Arthropoda; Insecta; Coleoptera; Tenebrionidae
Product: D-2-hydroxyglutarate dehydrogenase, mitochondrial-like
Exons: 8
Coding region: 466-1995 (509 amino acids)
Cellular component (GO): mitochondrion
Molecular function (GO): FAD binding; catalytic activity
Source: RefSeq, a predicted model, not a curated record
CAAGGUUUCGUCGGCUAGUGAUUUAUUAAUAACUGUUAAGUGAGUGUGUAGAGUGUGGUCAUUUCGCAACACAAAAUAGGUUAUGUUAACUACAACAUUGUUGUUUUGGGUAGUUUAGGCAUAUAUAGACUUGCAAGUUAUCAAUAGUGGGUUAUAGUACGUAAAUACAAACAAAACGGUGUUACAUUGUGACAAAUUUAGUCGAGUUGGAAAUUCAUUCCCUACGAUUAGAUACCCUACCAGUGAUUUUUUAUCCCCUGCGCAUAGUAAGAACAGUAAGAUGCCUAUCAAAAUGGAAUAAUAAAUUGCCCUGGAAACAAAAUAUAAUUUACUCAAAGAAUCGAGUACGAUUCCACAGAAGACAGCGUACUAAUUAAGCUUUAUAUAAUUUACUUAAACGUUCUUAUAGGCCGAACUGGUGGCUAAGCCCUGAGCGUCCUCCCUUUUCGCCCGCACAAAGUGCACAUGUUGUCGAGGGGUGUAAAGCAGUUAGGCAGGCUGCGGCCUUGCUCUCAGGGGAUUUUACCCUCGUUCGCAUGCAGGGGUUUCGCCAGCCCUACGUUACCUGAACUCACUAAGGAUCGAUAUCCUCACGUGAAGCGAGGGGAAUUCGCGAAAUUGGAUCAAAAUCACUUGAAAUUCUUUAGGGAUCUGCUCGGUGAGAACCGCGUUUUGAACGACCCUUCGGACUGUGAGAUCUACAACGUAGAUUGGAAUAGGAAUGUUAGAGGAUAUAGCGACUGUGUGCUGAAACCUAAAACAACACAAGAAGUAUCUCAAAUAUUAUCCUUUUGUAAUGAACACAGACUCGCCGUGUCUCCCCAAGGCGGUAAUACAGGACUUGUAGGAGGUUCGGUUCCUGUUUUCGACGAGAUUGUUCUGUCUCUGAGUUUAAUGAACAACAUUAUUAGUGUCGACGAUACAUCAGGCAUUCUCGUGUGCGAGGGUGGCUGUGUGUUGGAAUAUUUAGACGAACAAUUAGCUAACCAUGGAUUAAUGAUGCCCCUGGAUCUCGGAGCGAAGGGUUCGUGUCAGAUAGGCGGAAACGUUUCCACCAACGCUGGGGGCCUUAGGCUACUUAGAUAUGGUAAUUUACAGGGGAAUGUGUUGGGAAUCGAAGCGGUGAAAGCUAAUGGGGAGAUUCUCGAUUGCCUCAGCGCGCUCAAAAAAGACAACACAGGCUUUCAUCUCAAACACCUUUUCAUUGGAUCUGAAGGGGCUUUAGGUGUAGUGACUAAGGUUGCGAUCCAGUGCCCCGCAAAGCCACAGGCGGUUAAUUUAGCGUUUCUGGGAGUGAAAUCGUUUGAUAAUAUUCUGACAACGUUUAGAAGAGCGAAGCGAGAAUUGGGGGAAAUAUUGUCGUCGUUUGAAAUGAUUGAUGAGCAGUCAAUUGGUGCCGUUAUGGGGCAUUUGAAAGUGAAAUCGCCAAUUGACAACCACCCUUUCUAUGUUUUAUUUGAGACUCAAGGCAGCGACGACGCUCACGAUCAAGAAAAAAUUCAUCGUUUCUUGGAGAACAUCAUGGGAGAUGGCACAGUGCUUGACGGGACGGUUACUAAUGAACCGAGUAAAAUGAGAGCCAUCUGGGACCUUCGUGAAAGAAUCGCUGAGGCUUUCCUACACGAUGGUUAUGUUUUUAAGUAUGACAUUACUUUACCUCUCGAAAAAUUUUAUUCUAUUGUUGACGUGAUGCGGGAGAGACUGGGGUCGGACGUUCUUAGGUGCUGCGGUUAUGGACACAUAGGAGAUGGAAAUAUCCACUUUACUGUUACCACGAAGGAAUUUUCAAAAGAUAUCCUUAAGCGUAUCGAACCGUUUGUGUAUGAAUUCACGUCGGAGUUGAAAGGAAGUAUUAGUGCAGAACAUGGAAUAGGUUUCAGGAAGCCCCAAUAUAUUCAUUAUUCAAAAAGCGAUGCAGCUAUACACCUUAUGAAGGAGCUUAAAAAAUUGAUGGAUCCUAAAGGAAUUUUGAAUCCUUACAAAGUUUUGCCUUAAAUGUCACGAAUUAAUGUAAAUAUUAAAAAUAUUUUGAGUUACCUCUA